AUGGAAAAGUUGAAAUAUUGCCCUGGAAUGUGGGAUAACAUCACCUGCUGGCCAAACGCAGAUUACGGGGAUGUGAUAUCUGUCAACUGUCCAGGAUUCUUCCGAAUCAUUAACUCCAAUGAUGUUCUAGGGAUAAUUUACCGAAACUGCACCAAUGAAGGUUGGUCUGAAACCUUUCCCCACUACUAUGAUGCCUGUGGAGUUGAUGAAAAUAUCACGGAAAUCGAUGACCAGGAUCUGUACUAUGUAUCCGUGAAAGCUCUCUACACUGUGGGUUACAGCACCUCCCUGGUUUCUCUAGCAAUUGCAAUGAUUAUACUCUGUCGCUUUCGGAAACUGCAUUGCACUCGCAACUACAUCCACAUGAAUUUAUUUGUCUCCUUCAUCCUGCGGGCAAUAUCGGUCUUCAUCAAGGACGCCAUCUUGUACUCUGAGGACGAGGUCACUCACUGCUCCAUCACUACGGUCCAAUGUAAAGCAAUGAUGGUCUUCUUCCAUUACUGUGUGAUGUCCAACUACUUCUGGCUGUUCAUCGAGGGUCUCUACCUCUUCACUCUGCUUGUCGAAACUUUCUUCCCCGAGCGGAGAUACUUCUACUGGUACAUCCUUAUUGGCUGGGAUUCGCCCUGCAAUGAUCUCUUUGACCAAGAUGCUGCUCAUUCUGCCUACAGCAUUGCUCAACAUAAAGAGGGACUAGAAGUUGUGGUUAAGGCACUGGCCUUGAGAGGCCCAGGAUAA
Messenger RNA from Rhincodon typus (whale shark), 738 nucleotides. RefSeq names its product pituitary adenylate cyclase-activating polypeptide type I receptor-like. Gene Ontology annotation, biological process: cell surface receptor signaling pathway; adenylate cyclase-modulating G protein-coupled receptor signaling pathway. The transcript has 7 exons. Bases 1 to 738 code for a protein of 245 amino acids. Gene Ontology annotation, cellular component: plasma membrane; neuron projection. The record is from RefSeq and is a predicted model, not a curated record. NCBI's taxonomy places the organism in Eukaryota, Metazoa, Chordata, Chondrichthyes, Orectolobiformes, Rhincodontidae. Gene Ontology annotation, molecular function: G protein-coupled peptide receptor activity; vasoactive intestinal polypeptide receptor activity; peptide hormone binding.